UAAGACCAGACAACGACACAGCUUUGUACUAUUUCCAAGCCUUCCCCCGGCCAGGACCCAACAACUUCACAAUGGCAGGUACUCUAAGAUCGUGCACUGUUGUCCUGGCGGUGGUUCUCUGCGUCCUGGUUUGCCUCAGCACCUUCGCGGACGCCUACCCUCCCAAACCAGAGCCCCCAGUCGGAGACGUGGGACCCGAGGAGAUGGCCAAAUACCACACCGCCCUCAGACACUACAUCAACCUCAUCACCCGACAGAGGUAUGGGAAGAGAGCAGCCUCAGAGGAUGCAGUAGCUGAUCUGCUGUUUGGAGACUCUGAGCAGGAUGUCAGAGCACGUGCUGAAGAUAGUCUGCCAUGGUGAUCGGCAGCCACUUCCCUCCCUCCUCUCCUCUUUUUAGUCCUACCCUAUGUCCUGUUCAAUCCUCCUGUUUUGUGCACCUCUCUACUUGUCCCAUGUGUUACCCCUAAAAUAUUGCCCUAGGACGAAUGAGUUUAGUACGCAGAUGAAAGUAACACCUUGAACCUUGAACCAGCACCCCAAACCACACAACUAAGGUUGGGUUCCUCUACCAAUGCAUACACAUGCUCUCUCUCUCUCUCUCUCUCUCUCUCUCUCUCUCUCUCUCUCUCUCUCUCUCUCUCUCUCUCUCUCUCUCUCUCUCUCUCUGUAAUUGUAAAUAAUUAUUUAGGAGAUUAAUCUGGGAAAAUAAAGAUUAUUAUUG
This is a messenger RNA of Engraulis encrasicolus (European anchovy), 723 nucleotides long. It is a transcript of the gene pyyb, whose product is annotated as peptide YYb. Gene Ontology annotation, molecular function: neuropeptide hormone activity; neuropeptide Y receptor binding. NCBI's taxonomy places the organism in Eukaryota, Metazoa, Chordata, Actinopteri, Clupeiformes, Engraulidae. Gene Ontology annotation, cellular component: extracellular region. The transcript has 4 exons. The record is from RefSeq and is a predicted model, not a curated record. Gene Ontology annotation, biological process: neuropeptide signaling pathway; feeding behavior. Bases 72 to 362 code for a protein of 96 amino acids.